AUGGCUUCUAAACUCGAAAGGAGGAGAGAAGAGGAAAAGGUGCAUCAAUUUCUAAUGGGCUUGGAUGACAUAAUUUAUGGCACCGUACGAUCUAAUCGCUCGCAGGUGAUCCAUUACCUUCUCUCAACCAAGUAUAUUCAGCCAUGGUGCGGGAAGAACGAGUGCGCGCCAUUACUAGAUCUAAGGAGGAAAGAGGUGAAAUUAUGGGACUUACAAGCACAAGCUAAGAGCGAGAGGAUGUGGGGAGCAAGUAGCAACAACAGCGAGUGGGUAUUGGCGAGAGAUAAAAAGGGUGUUCGAGCCAAUGCAACCAAAACGAGCACUUCGAAGGCGCGUCCUCUUGUGUCACGAAGCGGACAAAAUGGGACUUGUCGGCUUAACGAGUAG
This is a messenger RNA of Dovyalis caffra, 387 nucleotides long. The record is from the annotation of a GenBank genome assembly. Lineage: Eukaryota; Viridiplantae; Streptophyta; Magnoliopsida; Malpighiales; Salicaceae.